Drosophila albomicans is the source of this 534-nucleotide messenger RNA. RefSeq lists its product as uncharacterized. The record is from RefSeq and is a predicted model, not a curated record. Bases 1 to 534 code for a protein of 177 amino acids. The transcript has 2 exons. NCBI's taxonomy places the organism in Eukaryota, Metazoa, Arthropoda, Insecta, Diptera, Drosophilidae.
AUGUGCUGCCUGGAAAUUACAGCUCUGCUUUGCAUCUCUAAUCUGGCACUAACGGAAGCUUCUAGCCUACUGAUACAAUCUGGCGAAAGUAAGUUCAGUCCCAAGUACUUUCAAAACUUUACCAUUGACAUCAUCAACAAUACUCUCAACCUGGAAAUGACCACCAUAAAGCCCUUUACACGUGGCUUUAAGGUUCAUCUUGACUUCUCCAUCAGUCUGGGCAAAACAAAGCAUUAUCAAAGCGUCUUCUCACACAUCAUUGAUACUUGCGGAGUUGUAUCUGCAGUGAAAAACAAUAUAUUUAAGUCCUGGUUUCAGUCAAUGCUGGAGCAUGGCAAUUUCAUGUACAAUUGCCCAGUUGUUGUGGGUCAUUAUUUCUUGCGUAACUGGAAGUUGGAUGGACAAUUGGUACCUCACUACUUGUAUGCUGGAGAUUACCGUGUGAAGGGUCACUUCUUCUUCGGCAAACUCAAAUCGAAACAUGAGGAUUUUGUUUUAGAUCUAACUAUAUUUGCAUUGUUAAAAACCAAUUAA